Molecule: messenger RNA, 1368 nt
Organism: Olea europaea var. sylvestris
Lineage: Eukaryota; Viridiplantae; Streptophyta; Magnoliopsida; Lamiales; Oleaceae
Exons: 2
Coding region: 141-1268 (375 amino acids)
Source: RefSeq, a predicted model, not a curated record
UUUCCUCUUUCUUCCACCUCCAUUUGACCAUUUCCAUUCUUCUUCACAGUUUUUCCCUCUGAAAUUAAUUCAUUCAGAUUCGCAGUAGAUCAGAGAUUUUUAGGGUGUGGGAGGGCGGGUGGGUAGGUUUCAAUUAUAAUAUGGAGAGGCUUAUUUAUUCCAAUUCAAUUCAUCCUAAAAUCCACCACUUUAAGCCCCCUUCUCCGCUUCUCCCCCGUGUCCAUUCUGUGCCAAGACUCGGUUUUUCUUCCUUCCCACGCUCUGAAUCUCGCCGAGCGAGCUUUCUUUCCUGCAAUUUCCAUGUUAAUGACCAAUAUUCUCUUUCUGUGAAUUCAAGCGAUACAUGUCAGGAAAAUUUGUUGGGUUCUGCGGAUUUGCCCGAUGGGGCACAUCCCAAGCCCCAUUUUCUUAAACGAAUUGCCCACACAUUCUCUGAGCUCCAAAAGGUAAUACUAAUCUCUGCAAUCGUUUUAGCAUUGGUCCACCCGGUUGUUGUGUCACCAGCUUUAGCUAGUUUUCGAAGUGUAGCCAAGACUGGAGGACCAGUGGCUGCAGCAGCAGGGAGUCGACUUAUUAGUAGUGAGCUAGUGAGCAGUGCGUGGACUGGCUUCUUUGCCGGAUGCUUGCAUACAUUAUCUGGUCCCGACCACCUUGCUGCUUUGGCCCCGCUCUCAAUAGGCCGUACAAGAAUGGAAAGUGCUGCAGUUGGAGCUCUGUGGGGAUGUGGCCAUGAUGCUGGACAGGCAAUAUUCGGGCUGCUCUUUCUACUUUUGAAGGAUCGGCUUCACAUUGAAGUUAUCCGAACCUGGGGAACACGAGUGGUGGGCUUUACUCUACUUGUAAUCGGUGCUAUGGGGAUCAAGGAAGCUACAGAAGUCCCUACGCCAUGUGUUGCCCUAGAAAAUGGGGAAUGUGAUGUUAGCAUGUAUGAGACUCUCGACAAUCCAUCUAUCGGGAAGAAGAAGAUUGGGUUUGCAACUUUUGCCACUGGGAUUGUCCAUGGAUUGCAACCCGAUGCUCUGAUGAUGAUCUUGCCUGCACUUGCUUUGCCAUCCCGUUUGGCUGGUGCAGCAUUUCUAUUUAUGUUCUUGGUUGGGACAGUUAUUGCUAUGGGAAGCUAUACCGUCUUUAUAGGCACGUGUAGUCAGGCACUCAAGGAUAGGGUUCCCAGGAUAACCGAGAAGCUCACCUGGGCAUCAUCCCUUGUUGCCAUUGCUUUAGGUCUUGCACUUCUGAUUAGCCAAUUUUUCGGAUUUAGCCUGUAUUGAUUUAUGUUGGAGACUUCAUCAGUUGUUUUCUUUAGCUAUAGGAAAUGAUUUUGAGAGGUUUAAAUCCACUAAUGGGAAACAAAAGAUCAUCUUAGUAGAA